Messenger RNA from Penicillium verhagenii, 2004 nucleotides. RefSeq names its product type-X family DNA polymerase. Gene Ontology annotation, cellular component: nucleus. Gene Ontology annotation, biological process: double-strand break repair via nonhomologous end joining. NCBI's taxonomy places the organism in Eukaryota, Fungi, Ascomycota, Eurotiomycetes, Eurotiales, Aspergillaceae. The coding region runs from base 1 to 2004 and encodes 667 amino acids. The record is from RefSeq and is a predicted model, not a curated record. The transcript has a single exon. Gene Ontology annotation, molecular function: DNA-directed DNA polymerase activity; DNA binding.
AUGGGCAUCGAGGAUCUCAUCGAACGUUCAACCCCACAAACCCACCCCGCGGUGGAGCAUGACGCGCUAUUCUCAGGCCAGCCUGCCACUUUUAUUCUCCCCACUCACAUGACUCUGGAAGAGCUGCACCAAAGUGAAGAUCGGCUGCUCAAGCAUGGGGGAAAUUUAACAUACGAUAUCGCGGAAGCGGCCUUGAUUUUGGGCAGAGUUGAUCAUAAGAAACGUGCAAUGCUGGAGCUACGGUCGCGAGGAAUAUGGACAGAGGAGAACACCGCGAUUGCAAAGGCAAAGCCGAAUUUACCAGAAGUUGCUGUUGAGCCUGCUCUGAAACGACAAAAGAACACAAGAGGAAAGUUCUCCGUGUGUGCCGUGACAGAAAUCGUGGAUCUGUGCAACGAGUCCGAUGAAGAGAAGGGUUCAAGUAAGACUUCUCAGCACGUUGCACCCGCGGUUGAUGAUAGUGCAUGGAGGAUUGAGGUCAUUAAGCUAGACUGGCUGGAUCGCUCAAUUGAAGCUGGUGAAUCUCUUCCCCGUGAUUCAUUUCUGGUCUAUCGUGGAUGGAAGCAGUCAUCCGCUCCAUCAGCAAUUCUGGCAGCGACACCAGCUUUGAUACCAAAACAAAUCAUACAACGGGCAAGAGAAGAUGGAACCAGCUGGCGUUGUCCAGUACCACCACCCGCCGAACCCUUCCAUGGGCGACGUUCCAAUUGGUCCACGGGCGAUGAUUCUAGUCAGCGAAAUCCACCGGUUCUGUACCGACAAUCCACAUCCGAGCAUGACGAAACUAUCACACUGCCCCCUCAGCCCGAGUGGGUGCGUGAUCAAGUAUUAUAUGCCUGCAUGCGAUCAGCUCCUCUGCGGCCCCCUAAUGAAGACUUCAUUGCGCAGCUCGUGAACAUUCGUCGAAUUCGGGAGCUCACGCUUGAUGAAAUCGGCGUACGAGCUUAUAGCACAUCGAUUGCUGCUGUGGCUGCAUAUCCUUACCGAAUCAAGCGGCCGAGCGAGGUUAUCGCUUUGCCUGGAUGCGAUGCGAAAAUAGCCAAUCUGUUCGCAGAAUUUCAACACCACGGUACUUGCGGUCAUUCCGAUGAAGACGGGAAUGUCGCUGCAGCGGAUGCUCUCGAGAAUGAUCCAGCUCUCCGUGUUCUCGAUACUUUCAACAAAAUUUGGGGGGUUGGAGCAAAAACUGCUCGGGAUUUUUAUUAUCACCGUGGCUGGAGAGACCUCGACGAUAUUGUAGAACAUGGCUGGAGCUCCCUCUCACGCGUCCAGCAGAUUGGAGUCAAGUUUUUUGAGGAGUUUCAAGAGGGUGUCUCUCGCGCUGAAUCUGAAAGUAUUGCUGCUAUUAUCAGGCGCCAUGCUAAUGAGGUACGGCCUGAAGCGGAUGGUGGAGUGAACUUGAUCCUGGUUGGGGGUUACCGGCGAGGAAAGGAAAGAAGCGGUGAUGUGGAUGUUAUUCUCACUCAUCGUGAGAAUGAAAUCACCCGCGGCCUUAUUAUUGAUAUUGUGGCGAGUCUUGAGAAAGAGAAGUAUAUUACUCAUACCCUCUCCCUUCAUCUCACUUCAACACUUCGCGGGCAACAAACAUUGCCUUUCCGAGGCGAUGAGACGGGGAAACAUUUCGAUACCCUCGACAAAGCAUUAGUUGUUUGGCAAGAUCCAGACUUCGAUCUUCAACACCCCCUAGGAAAUGAAGAAGCUAGUGGUAAAAACCGGAAUCCCAAUCCACAUCACCGAGUGGACAUUAUCAUAUCUCCCUGGAGAACUAUUGGCUGUGCAAUUCUUGGCUGGACAGGAGGUACAACUUUCCAACGAGAUCUGAGAAGAUAUGCAAAAACAGCCCAUGACUGGAAAUUCGACUCCAGUGGAAUCCGCGAGCGUACUUCCGGCGGUCAAGUGGUAGACCUGGAGCAGGGAGGUGAGACCUGGGAAGCGAGAGAAAAACUUGUCAUGGAACGAUUAGGGAUUGGCUGGAGGCCACCGCAGGAGCGGUGCUCUCGAUGA